UUGCGAGAUACCUUACCUGUUACUACGAGGCUCCGAGAGGUUGCGGAAGUUGUGUUCGCGAUUGCGUCGCCACUGCGGAAGUUGUGCAAUAUGAAAUAAGCAUAAAACGGGGAACGUGAGAAAAGUUCACGGUGCACCAAUAGAUUGUCAAAACGUCUCCAAUAAUCCAAAAUAGCAUUGCCAAUGGAGGACUACUCCGAAAUACCCAGGCGAAGCCACAGGGCUCGAAAGCCUAUUCAAAGGCUUCAGUACAACGAAAAGGUGUCUAACAAGAAGCCUAAGCACAUGCCUGAGGUCCCUGAGAAGAAGCCAAAAAUAUCUGGGAGCAAGGUUACUGAUGAGACACAAAAUGGGGAGCCAACAGGAAAUUCCCGUCCUAAGCUCAAUUAUGAUGGAUGGGUAGCGAAAGAGAAGCAAAGAGGACCUUUGACUUCAGAGUCUGAUGAAGAAUUUGAGCUGAUGUAUUUCACAGAGUCUGAAGAGGAUCAACCGAAAUAAAAUUUUUUAAAAAAGAAAAUGAAAAUUUCUAAUUUUUUCUGACAUUACACGACUGAAGAGGUUUUGGUGGGUGCUUUCGUUGAAAUUUUUUUUGGUCUAGUGUUUCUAAUCUCAAAUGCUCGGGUUUUCAUGAAUAAAGAAACAAAAUUUAUAUAUUUGGGUUUUUAAUGUUUGAAACUAUAACACUGAAUCAAUAUAUCUGAUUAUAAAGGCAAUUUCUCCAAUUUAAAUUUUUUGUAUUGACCGAGAAAAAUAAAUAAUAAUAAGUACACCUACUUUUUAGGGGCUGGAGAGUACUAAUAAGACACUUUGUAAGUUAUAAACAUUGUCCCCUUCCCAAGACAGGUCAACAUCAAUUUUGAUAAAUGAGUUUCAAUAUGCAACAUCAUACGACGAGGAAGUUGGGCUGAUUGAAAAGCAGCAUGGUCGCACCUCAGAUGUCAGGCCUGAAAAAAAUGAAGUAAAUGUCAGUUGAUAGAAAACGUAAGGUACAAAUGACUCAACUGUGCAAGGAAGGUUGUGGUUGGUUGUUAAGGCAGUUCUCAAGACAAGGGUCUUAUAUGUCUUCCAGGUGUCACCUUUUCAAAAUAGGAGCAGCAUUUCACAAAAAUGGGCAGAUAAGUCAGCUCUGAAAAAUUGUGUAAAUGUCAUUCGACAUGCAACAACAAAGGUGAAAAUGACAUACCUGCGGAAGGAGGGUGUUUAUUGGUUAUUCAGGCAGUUCUCAAGAGUCUUUUACUACGUCCAGGUGUCAA
Neocloeon triangulifer is the source of this 1253-nucleotide messenger RNA. RefSeq lists its product as uncharacterized. The record is from RefSeq and is a predicted model, not a curated record. The coding region runs from base 184 to 498 and encodes 104 amino acids. The transcript is spliced from 5 exons. Lineage: Eukaryota; Metazoa; Arthropoda; Insecta; Ephemeroptera; Baetidae.